Messenger RNA from Chroicocephalus ridibundus (black-headed gull), 1846 nucleotides. RefSeq names its product chromatin target of PRMT1 (gene CHTOP). The record is from RefSeq and is a predicted model, not a curated record. The transcript has 6 exons. Bases 204 to 950 code for a protein of 248 amino acids. NCBI's taxonomy places the organism in Eukaryota, Metazoa, Chordata, Aves, Charadriiformes, Laridae.
CGUCGCCACCGCCAUUUUGGUCGGCUCGGCGCGGUGGGCGGAGGGAGGGUGUCUGCGGGUGCUGCCGCCAUUUUGUCGCGGCCAUUUGAGCGCGGCGGGGAGCGGGCGGAGGGCGCCGGAGUCAGCCCUACACCCCGCGCCACCCGUCGGGCAGCCCCACCGGAGACCUGGCGACCGUCUGCUUCGAUUCUCUUGAUCUGAAGAUGGCUGCACAGUCAGCACCGAAGGUUGUGCUAAAGAGCACCACCAAGAUGUCUCUGAACGAGCGCUUUACUAACAUGCUGAAGAACAAACAGCCGAUGCCAGUGAAUAUUCGGGCUACCAUGCAGCAGCAGCAGCAGCUAGCCAGUGCCAGAAACAGAAGACUGGCCCAGCAGAUGGAGAAUAGACCUUCUGUCCAGGCUGCUUUGAAGCUUAAACAGAAGAGCUUAAAGCAACGCCUGGGUAAGAGUAACAUCCAGGCACGACUGGGCCGGCCAGCGGGCCCCCUUGCUCGCGGAGCCAUGGGAGGAAGAGGACUGGCCAUGGGGCAGAGGGGCUUGCCACGAGGAGCCAUGCGUGGUGGCCGGGGAGCAAGAGCUCUGCUGAGAGGAGGAGUCCCGCUCCGAGGUCAGAGCCUGCUUCGUGGAGGACGAGGGAUAUCCCCCAGGAUGGGGCUGAGGAGAGGGGGCAUCAGGGGCCGUGGUGGCCCUGGAAGAGGUGGACUGGGCAGAGGCGCCAUGGGCCGCGGGGGACUUGGUGGCAGAGGUCGCGGCAUGGCGGGCCGGGGACGAGGGGGCUUCGGAGGCCGCGGCAGAGGUCGAGGCCGAGGAAGAGGAUCAGCACGUCCUGCCUUGACCAAGGAGCAGCUGGACAACCAGUUGGAUGCCUACAUGUCCAAAACGAAGGGACACCUGGACGCGGAGCUGGACGCUUACAUGGCCCAGACAGACCCGGAGACCAACGACUGAAGGUGGCGCCCAGAGACUCUUGGCCGCGGUCAGUGCGCGGUGGCGGUGCCCAGCAGCUAAAACACGGAAACCCUGAUCCACGCUUGGAAGGACCCGCAGGAACCGGGAGCGAACCCCGUUCUGCCGAGAGAGAUCAGCCUUUAUUGUGUUCCUUUACCGUUUUGAUACCGUUGUAUGAAACCCCUUUUAUUUUUGUUUUGUUUUUUUGGAUUGUUGGGUUUUUUUAUAUGUCUUUGUUGCUUUCCCGAAAAUACUCCAGACAAACGUUGACAGAGCUGGUGCGGUGAAUCCGUGCUGGCAUCGCGGUUUUGUGCCUCGUAAUCCUAUUUUUGGCAUUGACUCUGUCCCCAGGCGUCACCCACGGGCCAAAUUCAUGCCCGGGGUUCAAUUUAACCCACCUGAAUCCAAAAGUCAGCCCCUCCCAGCAGGGCGGAAAAUCCAGCCGGGUUUAGGUGGUGUUAAAUCUCCUUGUUUUGCCCCCAAACUCGUUUUGCAGAGCACUUCCCAGGUUGAAAACUUUCUCCGUUGGUUUGGUUUUUAGCUUAAAAAUUGGAAUUUCUUUGCUGUCGCGUUUUCGGGGGGGGGUGGCACCAGCGCUUUCCAUAUCUGCUGGAAAAUGGGUUUAUUGACCGGAAUGGGCAGCAGGAAAGACGAAAUUACAGUAUGGUAAAAAAAAAAACAAACCGGGGUCCAAAAAUCACCUCAUUCCCCGUCGGUGUAGCCCAAAAUGGCGUGGGACCGGCCACUGGCACUUGCCCCCGGCUUGGGGAUGGGGCCCUGUUCCCCCCCCCCCCCUCAUUUUCCUCCUGUUUUGAAGUUCUGCUGCUCUGUGAAACUUUCAGUGGAAUCUCGUCUUUCUGGUUUGGUGUAACAAAGGAGAAGUAAUGACAAAAGCA